This is a messenger RNA of Tachysurus vachellii, 836 nucleotides long. It is a transcript of the gene and3, whose product is annotated as actinodin3. The record is from RefSeq and is a predicted model, not a curated record. Lineage: Eukaryota; Metazoa; Chordata; Actinopteri; Siluriformes; Bagridae. Bases 1 to 720 code for a protein of 239 amino acids. The transcript is spliced from 3 exons.
AUGGCUGAUUUAACUAAUGAAUCAGGUGGGUCUGUAAGUAUCGACUCGUCUCAAGCGCAUAACUUCCUAUCACGUUCUCGCCGUUCAGCUGAUGUGAAAUGGUACCAAAAGGAUCCAGACUUUCCGUCGUACUACAGAUACUACAGCAGCAUUGGACACGUUGAGGGCCUCUAUGAGAUCGACAAGAUCCGGAUGCUCUACCAGCAGAUGCGUCACUUGGAGCAGUCCUACGGCGUAGACGCCUCCAACUACCAGAACAUUGCAGGCCUUUGGAUUCCCGAAGCCACUUCUCCACCUCCCACCACCAAACCUCCACCACCACCCUCCACCCUUCCACCGAUGCUGUCUGUUUCUCAGUCUGAAGUUAUAUACCUGUGCAAUCCCAAGGACCCGCUCUGUAAGCCCAGACUUGUGUAUGUACCCAGCGGAGCUGUCGUCGUUCCCUGUGAUCCACGCUACCACCCCAGCUGUAAAUUAAGAACCUCUACUGAGGGCCCUGCUGAGGCAGCUGAGCCUCGUACCACUGCCACCCCUCUGCCCAUGCCAAAACCUCCCAGCAUCAUCAUCAAAGGUAUGGAGUACAACUGUGACCCUUACUGGGACCCUGACUGCUUGAUCGAAAACCCCCCGAGACCUGUGAAAGCGAGCGAUCCUCCUGCGUCAAACCUUCCAAUGAAAUCUCGGUUCAGCAACAAAGCAGAAAAAGAUAUUUUUGAAUAAAGAAGAUGCUCCAGCUUCGUCAUCUGAGGACAAAAGUGGCUUUGGAUGCUUCCUAAGGCCUCUGUGAUGCAAACGAUUACUACAGGGAUCUUUAUGAUGCUUACUGUUAUGUUAAU